Messenger RNA from Capronia coronata CBS 617.96, 720 nucleotides. RefSeq lists its product as uncharacterized. Gene Ontology annotation, molecular function: protein binding. NCBI's taxonomy places the organism in Eukaryota, Fungi, Ascomycota, Eurotiomycetes, Chaetothyriales, Herpotrichiellaceae. The transcript is spliced from 2 exons. The annotation marks the transcript as partial. The record is from RefSeq and is a predicted model, not a curated record.
AUAUAUCUCAUCGCACAAGCGGCAUAUCUUCAAUUCCUGGAGACUGGCAAAUACUCCGACCUUGUGAUCGAAUGUCAAGGAGUUGAAUUCAAAGUCCAUCGCGUUGUUGUGUGUGCGCACUCUCCAAUGCUGGACGCAGCAUGCGGCGGACAAUUCCAGGAGGCUCAGAGCGGGCGGAUCACAUUACCUGAACAACAGCCACAUAUCAUGGCACGAGCCAUUGAAUACAUGUUGCCGGGAAAUACAGUGAUGAGGAUCUCCCUCUCUUCUAUGCAAAGAUGACCACACAACACGAUCCUGAUGACAUCGUGGACGACCUUCCCGGUCAACUCACUGAGCUUGAAGAAGGUGGAUUGCGGUAUCCUCUCAAGGUUAACGCCCUCCUCUAUGGGUGUGCCGACAUGCUAGGAAUGGCAGAAUUGAAGACUCUGGUCUCGGAGACGUUCCGGGAGGAUGCCGAGGCUGCAGUGGCGAUGGAAGGGUUCGACGAGUCUACGCCUAGUAUAUGAGAACACCAAGGUCGACGACCGGCAACUGCGACUCGCCGUCACCCGCCUGUGCGUCGAGCACCAUGAACAACUGCAGUCCAGGCCGGAUACGCUCCAGGUCAUCCAAGAGCACGAACCGACCGUCUGGGCCGUCUCCGUCGACGUUCUGAAGAGUUGGCUGGUCGCUCCUCCGCCGGUCCUGCAGGAGAAGAUCGCGAAAGACGCAGUGAAC